Contarinia nasturtii (swede midge) is the source of this 551-nucleotide messenger RNA. Its product is annotated as kinesin-like protein unc-104. The transcript is spliced from 2 exons. NCBI's taxonomy places the organism in Eukaryota, Metazoa, Arthropoda, Insecta, Diptera, Cecidomyiidae. The record is from RefSeq and is a predicted model, not a curated record. The annotation marks the transcript as partial.
AUAACAGUCCCCGUUUCAAAAUCAUUCAUUGAAUUUCUGAAAGUUCAGCCAAUUACUUUCAAAAUAUUCGGCCACUAUCAACGACAUCCUUUGCAUAACAUUGCAAAACAAGAUUUUCAAACACGACCACCACCACGACGUAUGUUACCGCCAAGCAUUCCGAUUAGUCAACCGGUUCGCAGUCCUAAAUUUGGCCCAUUACCUUGUCCAUCGUCAUUAUCAUCAACUGUGCUUGCGAAACAUGAUAUUUUAGUUUGGUUCGAGAUCUGUGAAUUAGCUCCAAGUGGUGAAUAUGUACCAUCAGUAGUUGAACACAGUGAUGACCUGCCUUGUCGUGGUUUGUUUCUGCUUCAUCAAGGGAUUCAGCGACGUAUUCGUCUAACAAUAGUGCAUGAAGCAACACAAGAGGUCAAGUGGAAGGACAUAAGGGAGCUAGUUGUUGGUCGAAUUCGAAAUACACCUGAGCCCGCAGACGAGUUAGAUGAUGACUCGUGUGUUUUAUCUUUGGGUCUUUUUCCGGGAGAAAAUCUUGAAGCACCUGGUGACGAUCG